Ostrea edulis (European flat oyster) is the source of this 1104-nucleotide messenger RNA. RefSeq lists its product as uncharacterized. The transcript has 4 exons. The record is from RefSeq and is a predicted model, not a curated record. NCBI's taxonomy places the organism in Eukaryota, Metazoa, Mollusca, Bivalvia, Ostreida, Ostreidae. Bases 120 to 659 code for a protein of 179 amino acids.
AAAUACACAGGUUAAUAGCUAGGACACACUCCAGCACAUAAAUACCCCGGUAGACGAUAUCUGUUCCACGUACAAACAGAACAUAGCGAUUAAAUCACUACAAAACGAAACUGGUCAACAUGGAGAAAAAACCGCUACCAGAGCCUGUAAAUCCACAAGAAAAGGAGCGAGCUUUGUCCUCCAUCAAGAUGAUGUCUGCUGUGGCCCUUUUUCUGGGGAUCGGCAGUGUUACCGUUGGCAUUCUCUCGCUUGCUUACCUCGGCGGAGCUAAGUAUCCCGUUACCGCUUUAACCGGGAUCUGGUAUGGAAUGAGUCCGAUAGCGUUUGGGUUAUUAGGAUUUUUUGCCGCUAUGUCAAGUGACGAGACAACACAGAAAAAACUGCUGAAUGGACACUACGUCACAAGCAUUAUCAUCAUGUCGAUGGGGUAUGCCUGGGCUGCUGCUAUACAGGGAGUGGUGGUGUGUGGUGGUGGUGGUGGGGAGGAAAAGUGUGGAGACAAUGCGGAGAUACAGACCGCUCUUCAUGGAGUUUUAAUCGGUAUCAUUGCCGUGGUAUAUAUAAUAGGUGUGUGGUCGCUGUCGCUACAUGCUAUCAGAAGAAAGGUGCUGCAUCCGGAGUGGAAUUAUCGCAGAGGCUGUUGUUGGUUCAACAAAUGAAGACCCACAGAAGAGUCGGAAUGGUUGAAGUCUAUUUCAUACAUUCAGGGAAUAUUUACUGCAAAGUAAAUGUACACACUGUGAUAAUCCAUGCUACAAAUACUGAUUCAGUAACGUUUUGAAGCAGCAUCAUCAUGUGUGUGUAUGUCGGGCAACUGGGCAAUAUGAGUUAUUGCCUAGCUUCAUUUUACACAGUCAUUGUGAUAAUGCCACCAGAUGCUAAAAUAAAAUAUAGAUCAUGCUAAUUCAGUAACUUAUUGACCAGCAUCAGCAUGUGUAUGUAUAUCAGGCAACUGGACAAAACGAGACAUUGGAAGUGUAUGUGUGUGUAUGCGUGCACUUGUGCGUAUGUUGUGUGUGUGUGUGAGAGACUGUUUUCAUCGUUAUGUUUAUGGUUUGGCUUAUCAUUGAUAGAAUAAACCGAAAUUUUUAUUUUGACACAAAA